Messenger RNA from Castor canadensis (American beaver), 2556 nucleotides. The record is from RefSeq and is a predicted model, not a curated record. Lineage: Eukaryota; Metazoa; Chordata; Mammalia; Rodentia; Castoridae.
CCGUCUCCAUCUCGGCUGCCCGGGACUUUUCCCCGGGCCCUGGGCGGGGUGAGAAAGGAGCCCGAGGGCGCCGGCCCGGAGGCCCCGACGGUCCCCUCGCCUCGCCUCCCGUCGCGUCGCGUCGCCGGCCGGCGCCAGGCUCCCUCCUCCCGCGCGCGAAGCGGCCGCGGCGGUUGUGGCGGCGGCGCCCGGCAUGUAUCAGAGCCCGCGGCGGCUCUGCUCCGCCCUGCUGCAGAGGGACGUCCCCGGCCUGCGCCGCCUGCCAGCUCCCGGGCCGCGCCGCCAGUCGUCCCCGCCGGCGGCCGCCGCACGGCCCGCGUCCCCCCGACUCCUGGCGGCGGCCUCGGUGGCCUCGGGCGCCGCGAGCUCGUGUCCCGAACAGGUGAGGUGCUCCAUGGGAAGCGGGACGAGCAGACUCUACAGCGCCCUCGCCAAGUCACUCAGCAGCAGCGCGGCCGCUCAGCACCCGGAGUACUUGGUGGCCCCUGACGCAGAACACCUGGAGCCCAUUGAUCCCAAAGAACUUCUCGAGGAAUGCAGAGCUGUCCUUCACACCCGGCCGCCCCGCUUCCAGAGGGACUUUGUGGAUCUGAGGACGGACUGCCCCACUCGCCACCCACCCAUUAGGGUCAUGCAGUGGAACAUCCUUGCUCAAGCUCUUGGGGAAGGCAAAGACAACUUUGUGCAGUGCCCUGUGGAGGCCCUCAAGUGGGAAGAGAGGAAGUGUCUCAUCUUAGAAGAAAUCCUGGCCUACCAGCCCGAUGUCUUGUGCCUCCAAGAGGUGGACCACUACUUUGACACCUUCCAACCACUGCUCAGUAGAUUGGGCUAUCAGGGCACGUUUUGUCCCAAGCCCUGGUCACCUUGUCUGGACGUCGAGCACAACAAUGGGCCAGAUGGCUGUGCCUUAUUUUUCCUCCAAAACCGAUUCAAGCUCAUCAACAGUGCCAGUAUCAGGCUGACAGCCAUGACACUGAAAACCAACCAGGUGGCCAUCGCACAGACCCUGGAGUGUAGUGAGUCCGGCCGGCAGUUCUGCAUCGCAGUCACCCACUUAAAAGCUCGCACUGGCUGGGAGCGGUUCCGAUCGGCUCAGGGCUGUGACCUUCUGCAGAACCUGCAGAGCAUCACGCAAGGAGCCAAGAUCCCCUUGAUCGUCUGUGGGGACUUCAACGCCGAGCCCACGGAGGAGGUCUACAAACACUUUGCUUCCUCCAGCCUCAACCUGAACAGCGCCUACAAGCUGCUGAGUGCCGAUGGGCAGUCAGAGCCGCCGUACACCACGUGGAAGAUCCGGACCUCGGGGGAGUGCAGGCACACCCUGGACUACAUCUGGUACUCCAAGCACGCACUGAGCGUCAGGUCCGCCCUGGAUUUGCUCACCGAAGAGCAGAUCGGCCCCAACCGGCUCCCAUCCUUCCAUUACCCUUCAGACCACCUGUCUCUCGUGUGCGACUUCAGCUUCAACGAGGAGCCGCAUGGACUUCUAUAAAUGCGUCUGGCCUUUCAGUCCAGAAGUCUUAACCAGGGAUGUUUGGGGAACUGAAACGGGGUAGGAAGUCGCCAGGGGACGGAUUGAUUCCCAGUCUCUGCACUUCCCGCUCAGUGUUCCGGCAGGCCCUGGAAAAGACCCGCUAGCCCACAAACCUCCUCAGUUCAAACCUGUGGCGACAAACGUGGCUGCACUCCACUUUUGACUUUGUCAUUCCCUUCCCUUGUGUUGCACCAACCCCAUGCAAGGGCAGUAAACGGGGCUUGUUCGGAAGCCUUUUCAGCGUGCAAAUGCUUGAGUCCUUCAUAAUUAACAAGAAAUACACAGGGACAAUUCUGUAGACAGCAUUUCAAGUUAUUUAUUUGUGGGUUUUUUAAAUGUCAAUGAAAUACGCAUGGCAAUAUUUAUUUUUAUAUAUUCAUGUAAAAUUAAGUAAAUUACAGCAUUAAGCACAUUUUAGAACCAUGCAGAAACACAAGAUACAAAGUAACUUAUAGUAAUUUUCUUAAAUUUUUACAAGGUUUUCAUUUGGUGGAGGAGCUAGUUAGCCUGGAGGCGUCUCUGUUGUGUUAAGUGUCAGCCUCCUGACAGGCCCUUCGUAAGUAGUCCUGGUGCCUCCGUGUUCUCCGUUGUUUCUUGAAGAGUCCAGGUAGCUUUCAGUUAUUUAAACAACACUUACUUUUCUUGAUUUAAUCACUGGGUACUGUUCCUGUUGGACUAAUGUCAGGAUGCAUUUGGUUACUCAGUGUCAUCAUUUGUACUUUUCACGGUAGGAGCUGUUACGUGAAGUGGCCAAGAAAGUCAGUGGGACUUUCCUUUUAGAGAUGGGAUUCUAAAAUAACCUGUCAUGGAUGCCAUGGGAACUUCCUGAUAGAUGAUGGGUUCAAAACAUCUGGAAGGAAGAAUGAUGUGAACAAGUUGAAAAGGUAGCCUGGAGUUCUCUUCCAUCAGAAGUAAAGGUGGGAACAAUAGUAUGUGAAGCCUCUUCCAAACAAAAUAACCUACUGGUGAUACGUAUUUUAAUGUAUGAUUGUAAAUAUUAAAGAUUAAUAAAUGGUCUUUUA